Drosophila nasuta is the source of this 2244-nucleotide messenger RNA. RefSeq names its product putative serine/threonine-protein kinase tsuA. The coding region runs from base 483 to 2219 and encodes 578 amino acids. The record is from RefSeq and is a predicted model, not a curated record. The transcript is spliced from 3 exons. NCBI's taxonomy places the organism in Eukaryota, Metazoa, Arthropoda, Insecta, Diptera, Drosophilidae.
UUUGUAUCUGAUCGCAACCAAAUUUUCAGGAAUCCUAACUACAAUAAUAAUUAUUGUAUAUACCAAAAUUCGCAAACUAGCUUUAAAAUUACGAUUGUUAUUCGAUCUUUUUGAUUUGCGGGGGCGGAAGUGGAACGGACGGACGGACAGACACACAGACGGACAUGGCUUGAUCGUCUCGGCUGUUGACGCUGAUCAAGAAUAUAUAUACUUUAUAGGGUCGGAGAUGCCUCCUUCUACCUGUUACAUACAUUUCCUGUCGGCACAAAGUUAUAAUACCCUUCUACCCUAUGGGUAGCGGGUAUAAACAUUGGAAGGCUCUUAGCGUUGCUUUUGCUUUUGAACGUCGAUCAAGUGCAAACGUGGGUGGAAAUGAAAGCAACUCGUUGCAGGCAACAUGCAGCAUGCGCGCUGUGACGUUACAAUUGCAUGCUCUCUUAAGUUUCUCUUGCUGUCUUCAAGAGAGCGCUUUUGAUCACUAAAUGUGUGCACGAUUUUCGUCAGUUGAGCUGCAACUUUUGAAGUGGAAGCAUCACGCGAUUCGCGCGGUUUACGGCAGAAGCGACAACUACAACAACGCUGCGCAAGCACACUCAAGUGCACAUGUAUUGGAAGUGAUAAAAAAAAAAUUCAGCACCCAGCCCUUAAUGCGUCGUGCAAAUCCACCAGCCCCUAGUCCUGAGUUAACAACUGUUCAGGAUGACCUGUUUGAAAGGAGGUCGACUGCUGCCACGAUUGUUGUUCGCGAGCCUGAGCGUCUUGCAGCAGCAGAGAUUUCGGCACCUAAGCCUGACUUUGAGCGUCGCUCGAAUCCGCCUAAACCGACAAAACCAACAAGUGGUGUACAUCUGGGUCUCGAACCCUCACUUGCUGCCCGAUUGCCCGACAUAGACUCGUCGAUUGGCCGCAGACGCGUGAAUUAUGUGCGUAGAUCUCCAAGGAACAUACAAACGCCAAUGCAACCAACUUCGUUGACCGAUGCCACGUUGCCCAAGUCGACAGUUUUCGUGAGACGACCAACGGUUGUUCCCGUUCCAACAACUAAUGCGAAGACUCAGCGCCGAUCGAGUCUUCCGGCACCUGUUGCUUUAGAGGAGGCGCGCAAGAAGUUGGCGGCAUUGGCGGCUACACCGGAAACAACACCUGCUUCACCAUCUGAUUGCACUGAUCCACGUGGUCGCAGUGGAAGCUAUGCCACCCAAAUACCACCCAAGGCAAGUGUGUCGCCCAUCCAAUCGAGUGCGAAAGGUCCGACGACAAGUUGGCCCCGAAAGGAGAACAUUCCAGUUAAGAAAUUUCCCUUACCUCAGUCCAUCCCAGUGUUUGGAUCACCCAGCGGUAGUUCGGCAAAGUCAACGACUCACACAUCGCCGCCAACUACAAAAUCGAUCCCGGUGAUUGGGUCUGCAGCAAACAUCAACAACAACAGCAAGUACAAUGACAAUUUGAACAUGCCGAACGCAUUGCAUGGUUCAAUCAAUUUAAAUAGGGCACCGAGUCUGAAUAACCCGUCGCCAGGUAAUGUUGAUGGUUUUGCUUCUAGUACUCGACGCUAUGUCAAUCUUAAGGGUGCGGGCUCACGUGAUCCACGUCGUGCUGAAUGGGGUCAGAGUAAUGGACCCCUACAGCAGCAGCAACCUCAACAACACCCAACAGGAUCACAGUAUUCACCACAAGUUGGCGGCCAACGGCGUGGAGGUCCAUCCGGUUGGCAGACAUCCAAUAAUCCAGGCAACUAUAACAGCCACAAUCCCGGUGACAAUCUGAAUAGAGGGAACAACAAUAAUAAUAAUCCAGGCUGGAACAACAACAAUAAUAACAACAGUCACUUUAUCAACGGAUGUCCGAAUUUCAACUACAACAGCCGACCCAUGUUCAAUCGUGCUACAAGUCUCGGUGGCAGUCUAUUCAAUGCCCCUCAAGUACCCGGCAACAACAAUAUCAACGAUCCGCCAUUUUCAGGGGCACCGCGCACUUAUCGCGAGCAUCUGGCGGUCAAGGCCAAGCAGCAGGAGAUGCAGCGUCAGCUGGAGCCGAACGAAAAGGAGCGUCGGCUUGUGGCAGCCGAAAAGCAACGUCAGCUUGAGGCAGCCGAAAAGCAGCGUCAGAUUGUGGCAGCCGAAAAGCAACGACAGCUUGAGGCAGCUGAAAAGCAACGACAACUGGAUGCGGCGGCGGCAGAAAAAAGGCGAAAGCUGCAAGAAGCUGAGAACUGCUAGACGACGGACAAGCGGUUGCGGCACC